AUGGGUUUCAUUGCUGGCUUUGUCGGUGGACUCGCGCUCAGCUACGCUGUCAUCCAACUGACAGUGCUGAAACAGCUUUCCGACAGACAGCGGCAGCAGGAUCUUCUCCGGGAGCAAAUUGACGCUCUGAAUAACAUGUCCAUGCCAGCCACGAUGCGCUACAGUGUUCGAGACGAGGUGGACUAUGCUGCGGCACUUGCAAGACGAGGCUACGGACCGCCCCAGGGACCUACGGUGGUUGAUACAUGGAAGAUGAGAUGGAACGAAGAAGUCAAAUCGAUGGCACAGAGCAUCCACGAGUUCAGCUGGGAGGAUUUAAGAGAGAUGUUCAGAAAGACGCGUGGAGGAUAG
This is a messenger RNA of Nannizzia gypsea CBS 118893, 351 nucleotides long. RefSeq lists its product as hypothetical. Gene Ontology annotation, biological process: cristae formation. The record is from RefSeq and is a predicted model, not a curated record. The transcript is spliced from 2 exons. Gene Ontology annotation, cellular component: mitochondrial crista junction; MICOS complex. Bases 1 to 351 code for a protein of 116 amino acids. NCBI's taxonomy places the organism in Eukaryota, Fungi, Ascomycota, Eurotiomycetes, Onygenales, Arthrodermataceae.